Messenger RNA from Manis pentadactyla (Chinese pangolin), 5025 nucleotides. It is a transcript of the gene GCLM, whose product is annotated as glutamate-cysteine ligase modifier subunit. Lineage: Eukaryota; Metazoa; Chordata; Mammalia; Pholidota; Manidae. The coding region runs from base 375 to 1199 and encodes 274 amino acids. Gene Ontology annotation, molecular function: enzyme regulator activity; glutamate-cysteine ligase catalytic subunit binding. Gene Ontology annotation, biological process: glutathione biosynthetic process. The record is from RefSeq and is a predicted model, not a curated record. Gene Ontology annotation, cellular component: glutamate-cysteine ligase complex. The transcript has 7 exons.
CGCCCGCCGCAGGCCGAGGGCCAGUCACCCGCCUGCCGGCAUCCCGCUGCCCGCUUGCCGCCCCGCCCCGCCGGGCCCCGCCGCGGGACGGGUAACGGUUACGAAGCACUUUCCCCGCCGCGGUUUCUGCUUAGUCAUUGUCUUCCAGGAAGCGGCUGUCUCAGUUGGUAGGCAGCUCUCCCGCGGCGACAGGAGCAGGAGCCGCAGCCACAGCGCGUCUUUCCCGGGUCGCCGGGCCACCGCUCCCGCGCCGGCCGGCCUCCCUCGGGCCCGAGCGCAGGCCAAGGUCCCGCCGCGCGGGGCGGGCAGCCUUGCGCUUGGCUCUCCAGCCUCGGGCACCGCAUCCUGCUGGGCGGCCUCCGUCGGACGCUGCCAUGGGCACCGACAGCCGCGCGGCCGGGGCGCUCCUGGCGCGGGCCCGCACCCUGCACCUGCAGACGGGAAACCUGCUGAACUGGGGCCGCCUGCGGAAGAAGUGCCCGUCCACGCACAGCGAGGAGCUUCGAGAUUGUAUCCAAAAGACCUUGAAUGAGUGGAGUUCCCAAAUCAGCUCUGAUUUGAUCAGGGAGUUUCCAGAUGUCUUGGAAUGUACUGUAUCUCAUGCAGUAGAAAAGAUAAAUCCUGAUGAAAGAGAAGAAAUGAAGGUUUCUGCAAAACUGUUCAUUGUAGAAUCAAAUUCUUCAUCAUCAACUAGAAAUGCCGUUGAUAUGGCCUGUUCAGUCCUUGGAAUUGCACAACUGGAUUCUGUGAUCAUUGCUUCACCUCCUAUUGAAGAUGGAGUUAAUCUUUCCUUGGAGCAUUUGCAGCCUUAUUGGGAGGAAUUAGAAAACUUAGUUCAGAGCAAAAAGAUUAUUGCAAUAGGUACCUCUGAUCUAGACAAGACGCAGUUGGAACAGCUAUAUCGGUGGGCACAGGUAAAACCAAAUAGUAACCAAGUUAAUCUUGCCUCCUGCUGUGUGAUGCCACCAGAUUUGACUGCAUUUGCUAAACGAUUUGACAUACAGCUAUUGACUCAUAAUGAUCCAAAAGAACUGCUUUCUGAAGCAAGUUUCCAAGCAGCUCUUCAGGAAAGCAUCCCUGACAUUCAAGCACAUGAGUGGGUACCACUGUGGCUACUGCGCUAUUCGGUCAUUGUUAAAAGUAGAGGAAUUAUCAAAUCUAAAGGCUACAUCUUACAAGCUAAAAGAAGGGGUUCUUAAUUAUGACUUGGGAUCAUAACCUACUGACUUGUAUUUUCCUUGAAUCUAAGAUACAAUGGCAAUGUGAAAAAAUCUAAUUACUGCCCGUAAAUGGUGUCAUUGAGGCAGAUACUCUUUAGUUAUAUUUGACAAUAUCUUAUCUGUCAAGUUUUGAAUACUUCUCUUGCCUCCUUAUCAGUUCAUUCAUAUGAACCACUGUAUAUUGUGUUCAUUAAACUAUUGUUUAUUAAUUGAAUGAUCUAUAAAGAAAAUACUUGCAAUAUAUUUUUCCUUUAUUUUUAUGACUAAUAGAAAUCAAGAAAAUUUGUUGUUAGAUAUAUUUUGACCUAGGCAGCAGGGUAAUUUAUAUACGUAUUUUUUGUUUACAAAAAAUUCAUUAAUUGCUUCUUACUCUAUAGUAUAACUAAACAAUUGCAAUUGUUAAAACUAAAAUGCUGCAAGACAUUUUUCCUGUCUUUGGUAAGAUGAUUAUAUUUCAGAGCAACUGGAGCAGCUGGGAUCUACUAGUAGUAUAAAUAAAAUUCAUUUCUUCAAUACAUGAAUAGAAACUUAAAAUUGUUUUUGUCCUUGCUUGUAGUUUACCUAUAGCAAUUGAACCUUGUAUUCUUGUGCCAUAUUUUCUUUUCUUGUUAUUUACAAAGACAAAACAAAGUAAAUUUAGCCCCCUUUUCAGGGGGCUAAAAGCUUUGAAAUUAUUGUUGGGGGUUUUAUAAAAUCAACUGUUAGCACCUCCAGAUUCUUAAUUCUUGAUCCAUCCCUAAUAUUUUGCUACUCAUUCAAGAAUAUUCAAUAAGUACUGAGUACUUACCAUGUGCUGGGCACUGUGGGUUCUGGAGAGGAAGGGGCACAGGGAUUAAGAAUCAGCUGAGUAGAAUAUGUGAAAUUUAUUCCCUACUAAUAACUACAGGGGACUAAAAGCCAGAAAAGGGAGUGAAAAAAAACUAAUCCAAGGCCAGCAUUGUCUAUUUAGACAACUUUGAGACAUGGUCUUAACUAUUUAAAAGCAAAAUAACAUUAUCAAAAAUUUAAAGCUAGAAGAGACUAUAGGUCAUUUAGUAUAAUUCCUCAUUAGUUUAAGAACCAGAAAAUAGCAAAUAACUAAGCUGUGACCUUUGAUAUAUGCUGUAGGUCUCCUUAAUUCUAUAAAUUUGUAUCUAACCCAAAUUUUAAAAAUUCUUCAAAAAUCUCUUGUAUCUCAAUCAAUACUUGUAAACCAUGUAUUUUAAUACAUGGCUUAUAAAAUUAAACUAAUUAUAUAUAUAUAAUCUAAUAUAUAAAACUAAAUUUGCCCUAGUUUUUCAACAUAGGGAAAAAGAUGUUUCAUAUUCAAAGUAAAUAUGCUCGGCUCUUUACCUAUCCUAAACAAAGUUUGGUGGUUUACUAGUUGAAUAAUUUGAACAUUAGAAUUGUAAUGUGAAAUCAGCUGACUUACCUGCUAGAACUUUGGACUUUAAGUUUCCUAAAGCCUUAUUUAUGUAGCCUUUAUAUGAAUUGCAUGUGAUAUAAUCAGUGUAUAUAAUUAACAUUUUUAUUUGGAAAUGUAUAACAUUUUCAUGUCUUUAAGCAAAUGCUUAUUUUAAUUUAAGCCUAUACAGUGAAUUGGUCAAAACAUUUUAAAAGGGAGCUUUAAUAUCACAUUUAUUGUUUCUUUAAAACCAUAGCCUUACAAAAUGGAUUAUCUGAAGGGUUAUUUUUAAAAUGGAAAAAAAAAACUUGUGUUGCUAAUGUAUCCAAACUUGAGAGGAGUUCUUGUGUUCUUUUUUUCCCACAUUUUUGACAACAAAGCAAGAUUACAGAUUCAUUCUGUGAAGGGGAUCAUGUAUGGAAUUUUUAAAUGAGUUUUUGUUUGUUUCAUUUCUGUACCUCUAAUAUCUGUUGUUGAAUAACCUUUUUUAAAAAAACUGAUUUUUAAAGGCUUUGUAAUUUUUCAAGCUGAUGUUCACAUCUUUUUUGUGUGUGAACUAUUAGAAUAUAGUGAAUACCAUUCAAAUAUUUAAGGAGUUAAAUGCUUAAAAAGCCAUAAAGAGCAGUAAUACUACUAAAUAAUUGCUUAAAGCUAAUUGCUAAGUUAUCAAUACUGUAUAUAAUAGAUAUGUUUUCUGGGGAGAUGUGUAUCGAAGUGACCCAAGGUAGAAAGAAUUUAUAUAAUUGUUUUUAUCCAGUAAACAUGAAAAACUGCAGCAUUUAUUACAUUUCCAAAAUACACUGGAGCCUUAUUUUAACACAAUGUACUGUAACUUGGAAUUUGUUCUGUGAUGAAUCUUGAAUUCCCAUCCAAGAAACUUCAGUCACCAGAAGGACCAAGGUGUCUUAUAAAGUACAUUCACAUGGUGUAAAUUCUGAAGGCCACAUUGUGCCAGUAUGCCGGUAAAGUAUCCACUUAGGAAUGGCCAGUGCUAGAACUUGAAUCACAAUUACUACUAAUGAUUUUUAUGUUCUCAAAAAAGGCCAUUUACACAGCACUGUCUGAAAUAGAAAACAAAGUUGUUCUAUUUUGAAUGAAUGGUUUAGACUUUUCCUAACAGAGCCAAGUAGUAACUGAAAUAGGCUCUCAAUUUUCAGUAAAAAAGAUCAAGCCUCAUUUAAUUACAUUUCAUUUUAGAACCGAUUAUCUUUCUCACCCAAGCAUUUUCAAUAUUUGAAAACGUGAUUGAUAUAUUUGUUGUAUGUUGGCUGACAACUCAUCUUUCUGCCAGUUUUAUAGUUAAAAUUUGAAGUUGUUUUAAUGAGAAUUUAAAUUAUUUGUGUUUCAUACUCAAAUACCAACUUAUGAUUCUGAACCUAUUUUCUUAAACUUCCUAACAUACCAGAACUUGUACCUGUCAUUUUCCCACAAAGUUGAUGAUGAGAUAUGUCCAUUUUACUGUUUAAAAAUAUAUAACAUAAUUUUCAUUAAUACUUUUUAGUUUUCAGAAUUAGAAAUAAACUUUGGAGGGGAAAAUAUUUUAAUUAGAUAAUUCUAAUUUUAUGGUGUACUAUAAAAUAUACAGGCAAAAUAUAAAGCAUUAUUAAAUAUUUAUAACAGUUUUUAAUUUUACCUAUAUUAUAUUAUGAAUUGCCUAAUUAAAAUAAAGUGUGAGUUGUAUAUUUUUUAAUUGAAUAGUUUCAAUAGUUGGAAGUAUCCUGGAACAUUAUAUUGAUUUUGAACUAUUUGAAUCCAAACUAGUAUGAUUUGAAAAUAAAUUAUGAGUAAUUUUUAAAUGUGCAAGCCAUAAAGCUAUUCAUUCAUGCACUCAUUCAACAAAGAUUUAUCAACUGCCUACUAUGUGCAGGCACUGUGCAGGGUGUUAGGAGAUAGACACAGGAAUGAGAAAAACAGUCCCUAUCUUCAAGGAGCAUAUAGUAUAUUUGUCGGGGGAGAGAGAUCUGUACAUGAACAACAGCAAUAAAAGGCUACAUCUGUUAAUGAUAGAAAUGGUGAAAGGGAAUGGGGGCAUAUGGAAGGAAGUGGAGUUGGCAGUAUCUAUUUCACAGAGGCUCCCCUUAAUAAAUUAGCCUUAGAUUAGGAUCAGAGGAUAAGGUGUGGGUGGGCAUUCUGGGUAGAGGCUCGUGUUUGCCUGGUUUGUAAAUAAUGCUUUUAUUAAAUGAUGAACAGUUUAUAUGUAAACUUUAGAAGCUCAGUGAAAACACUUUCUUCAAGAACUUGUUUCUUUUCAGAAAGGAAUAGCUUCUGUUCAGACACGAGUUGUUUUAUAAAAGACUAAAAUUUGUCCAAAUACCCCAAGUAUACCAGAGUGUAGCUGUAUGAAGUUUCACUACCAGAAAAGUUAAACAAAACUUUAAUAUGUAUCUCAGCGAUGAAUAAAUUAUGAAAUAUCAUACAAGA